AUGGACUUCUCGCAGUGCACGGCGGUCGGCCCCCUGUGCCCCGUCGAGGCCACCACCUACGGCUACUAUCCGCAUCUCGCCGCAAACAUCCUCUUCGCCGUCGUCUACGGCCUCUGCGCCCUCGCCCAGGUCGCCCUCGGCCUGCGCUUCCGCACCUGGACCUUCAUGGUCGCCCUGGCCCUGGGCGCGUUCCUCGAGAUGGCCGGCUACAUCGGCCGCAUCCUCAUGCACGACAACCCGUGGGCGUCCGGUCCCUUCAAGCUGCAGAUUGUCACCAUCAUCCUGGGCCCGACCCUCGUUGCCGCCGCCAUCUACCUCACCCUCAAGCACCUCGUCCUGUACCUGGGCCCCCAGCACUCGCGCAUCCCCGCCCGCCUCUACACCUGGAUCUUCAUCUCCUGCGACGUCUGCUCGCUGGUCCUGCAGGCCAUUGGCGGCGGGGUUGCCGCUGCCGCCGGCCGCACCGACCAGCACAAGCUCGCCGUCGGGAACAACAUCAUCAUCACCGGCAUUGCCUUUCAGGUCGCCACCAUGACCGUCUGCGGCCUGCUGGGCCUCGAUUUUUUUGUCCGCGCUUCGAGAAACGGCGCCUUUGACGCCCGUGAACGCCGGUCCGAAAAGGAGACCCACUGGAGGGCCUUUAAGAUAUUCUGCUGUGCCGAGAUUCUGGCAUACACCACGGUCUUAAUCCGCUGCAUCUACCGUAUUCCAGAAAUGGCCGGCGGCUGGGGCAACGAGCUCAUGCAGAAUGAAAAGGAGUUUUUGAUCCUGGACGCAGCGAUGAUUGCCAUCUCCGUCAUCGCCCUGACCAUCUUCCAUCCGGGGAUCUGGUUUCCCCCAAUGCGAACCGGCUAUCAAAAGGAGAUUUGA
This is a messenger RNA of Uncinocarpus reesii 1704, 870 nucleotides long. RefSeq lists its product as uncharacterized. The transcript has 3 exons. The record is from RefSeq and is a predicted model, not a curated record. The coding region runs from base 1 to 870 and encodes 289 amino acids. Lineage: Eukaryota; Fungi; Ascomycota; Eurotiomycetes; Onygenales; Onygenaceae. Gene Ontology annotation, cellular component: plasma membrane; fungal-type vacuole.